AUGUCUGCCAAAUCGCUCACCACCGCGGCCACGCUCUUUGCGGGGCCCGGGUCAGCAAACAACGCCAGCCCGGCCGUCAAUGUCGUUCCCGAUCUCGCGCUGACGGGGUUACGAGGAUGCCCACUCACCCGCCGACAGGACAGCGCAACCUUCCACUUCGUGCUCGACGGCACCAUCCAGACCCUCUCCACGCAAAACACCCCGGACACUGGCCCCAUCAAGGGCCUCCUGUUUGUGCCCAGUCUCAGCGCGCGCGACCCGUGCAACAACACCACCGCCCCCUUCAUCCCCGCCAAUGCCACCCGGCUGCAGGACGUCCAGCGCUUCGGAUACCAGACGAUCGGCCUGGCGCCGUGGGUCUCGGACGACUGCACCAAGGCGUAUCUGAACGCCUCGGGCGAGGCGGGCAGCGACGCGCUGGUCUUUUUUGUGCCGUCCAACAACGACACGAAGCCGCCCGGCCCUGACGAUCCGUCCUGGCUGCUGGACGGUGACGACGGCUGGAAGAGUCGCGCCCUGUUCCCGGUGUAUGCGAUUCCAGGCACCGCGGGUGCCACACUUAUGCAGCAGCUAGCGACAUACGGGAACAACGCAGAUAGUGCUGCGGAUUCCAACGGGAGCUCGUUUCUGCAAGCACCGACUGAUAUUCGAUUGUUUACACUGAUAGAUUUGGGUAUGUGUUCUGAGGACUUGGCUGGACAAGGCUAA
Molecule: messenger RNA, 708 nt
Organism: Aspergillus terreus NIH2624
Lineage: Eukaryota; Fungi; Ascomycota; Eurotiomycetes; Eurotiales; Aspergillaceae
Exons: 2
Coding region: 1-708 (235 amino acids)
Source: RefSeq, a predicted model, not a curated record